Molecule: messenger RNA, 1047 nt
Organism: Aspergillus vadensis CBS 113365
Lineage: Eukaryota; Fungi; Ascomycota; Eurotiomycetes; Eurotiales; Aspergillaceae
Product: WSC domain-containing protein
Exons: 5
Coding region: 1-1047 (348 amino acids)
Source: RefSeq, a predicted model, not a curated record
AUGCGGGCCGACUUCGUUCUUCCACCAUUACUUGGUGUGAUUGCCUUGCUUGCUUGGCCUGUGUCGGUCGCAUCCUCUCUCACCUACUGUUCUUCAGUAAAUACAGGCUCCUCGCAAGCAGCAAACGAAAGUACCUACCAGUCCAAUGGUCUUUGCGAGGACCACUGCAGCAGCUAUGCGUUUGGUAUUCUUCAGGGAUACGACUGCUGGUGCUCGAACAUUGUUCCCAAUGAAGCGACCAACGUGAACACUUCGCAGUGUAGCCAGGAUUGUCCCGGUUACCCCGAUGAUAGCUGUGGAAGUACUUCAAAGGGCCUUUACGGUUACGUUGAGAUCGUUGGACAUCAGCCGUCCGGAACAGCAACCGUCUCUACGACAUCGACAUCGUCAACCUCGCCUUCCAUGGCUGAACGUUUCCCGUAUGGUCCGUUGCCUUGCACAGCGAACGAGCUUGUUGACAGUGCUGCUAUCAACUGUGCCAUCGCUGCUUCGGUCGCUGAAACUUCAUCAUCAUCUGAAACUACUGCUGCUACGACGACAGGAGAAUCUGUUGCAGUCACAACCGACUCUGGGGUGGUCAAAACGGUCACAAUUCCCGCUGUCACAAAAGCAACCUCAACGUCUGCAGCGGACAACCUUUCAUCCGCAAAGAGUAGCGACAACUCUGGUAUGAGCUCGGGAACCAUCGCUGGUGUUGUGGUAGGCUCUGUCGGUGGUGCCCUCGCCAUCCUAGCCUUGAUAUUCGUGUUGUUCUUCGCGAAACGCAAAUCGCGGUCGAACAGCCCAGAUCCAAGUGUACAGUCCAUCCUGCUGGAUGGAAGACAAAGCAAAGGCUCACAGAUGAGUUUUAUGAAGGGCAUGUUUUCCGACAAUCAUAGUCAUACCUUGUCUGCCGGGUCCGCUGCCAGCCGCUUGCCGACGUUUACGGACAACCGCAUGAAAACCGAUACCGUCCUCUACGCGAAUGGCCGCCGAGAUAGCGAUGUCUCACUCCAGGAUAAUGAAGAUUAUUCUCGGCCCGUGUUGCGGCUCACGAACCCCGAUUAA